Messenger RNA from Xenopus tropicalis (tropical clawed frog), 2258 nucleotides. RefSeq names its product HIV-1 Tat specific factor 1 (gene htatsf1). Gene Ontology annotation, biological process: mRNA splicing, via spliceosome; chromatin organization. Lineage: Eukaryota; Metazoa; Chordata; Amphibia; Anura; Pipidae. Gene Ontology annotation, cellular component: chromosome; U2-type spliceosomal complex; nucleus. Gene Ontology annotation, molecular function: RNA binding; nucleic acid binding. The record is from RefSeq and is marked validated.
UCACUGUUGGUUUGGGGCAAAGUUAAUGCGCAGGCGCAUUUCAGGAAAACCAGCUGCGCAGGCGCAUUUCAGGAAAACCAGCUGCGCAGGCGCAUUUCAGGAAAACCCGCUGCGCAGUCGCACUAGCCACCUGGAAAGUAAUCCUGUAGUACCUCAGUUUUGUUGCUUAGGGUACCCCUGUCCCCAGUCGGCUUUGCAGACACAGCUGAACAUAAGAAUGUGUGACGAUACGGGAUAUAACGAAGCCUUUUAUGAACAGCUACGACUUCAGCAGCUGUAUGGAGAACGUGAGGCGGGAGAUGGUCAGGAUCCGUACACAUACCGGGACCCCAGUGAUGGUACCGAGUAUGAGUGGGACAUAGAAAAGAAGGCCUGGUUCCCUAAGAUAACAGAAGACUUUUUGGCUAUGUACCAUGCAAACUAUGGUGUAGAUGCGGGGAGUACAGACAAUACUGUUAAUACUGAUGCUGCAAAAGCCAAGGAAACGUCAGUCUCCAGUGAAGCACAAGCAAUAAAGAAACCUAAAGAGGAACAAAAGCCGCAAACUGAGCAAGGCGAGCCCAAAGCAAAAGGAGAAAAAAGAAAAGCAGACCCAGGAUGGUUCAAUGUAGAAGCCCAGAGAAACACUAAUGUUUAUGUAACAGGGCUCCCUCCUGACAUUACAAAUGAAGAAUUUGCUGAGAUUAUGUCUAAGUGUGGUAUUAUCAUGCGUGAUCCACAAUCUGAGGAUUAUAAAAUAAAGUUGUACAAAGACAGAGAAGGAAACCUGAAAGGGGAUGGAUUGUGUUGUUAUCUCAAAAGAGAAUCUGUGGAUCUUGCUUUAAGGCUUCUUGAUGAGUAUGAGAUAAGAGGCUACAAGUUGCACGUGGAAAAUGCAAAGUUUCAACUCAAAGGAGAGUAUGAUGCCACUAAAAAGAAGAAGAAAUGCAAAGACUACAAAAAGAAGAUAUCUAUACAGCAAAAACAACUGGAUUGGAGGCCAGAAAAGAAAGCAAAUGAUACAUCAAGAAUGAGAUUUGAGAGAGUUGUGAUCAUUAAAAAUAUGUUUCACCCAAAAGACUUUGAGGAGGAUCCUUUGGUAUUAAAUGAAAUACGAGAAGAUCUUCGAUCUGAAUGUGAAAAAUUUGGGCAAGUGAAGAAACUCUUGAUAUUUGAUCAACAUCCUGAUGGAGUGGCCUCUGUGGCAUUUAAAGAAGCAGAAGAAGGUGAUAUGUGUAUACAAGCUUUGAAUGGACGCUGGUUUGGUGGUCGCCAGCUAAUUGUGGAAUCAUGGGAUGGGGUAACUGAUUAUCAGAUUGAAGAAACAUCUCGAGAAAGAGAAGAAAGGUUAAAAGGCUGGGAGAAAUUCAUCAGUGGCGAUGGGGAGAAAAAAUCUGAGGGUGAAAGCACCCCUUCAAAUAAUAAACAAUCAGUUGAAAAUAUGGACAAUGGCACCACAUCAGAAUGUAACAAGGAGAACAAUAUUCAUCGGGCAGAAAAUCUUCAGACUGAUCUUCCUCAAGAUGAUGCUCAGUCAACAGAUAGCAGCAUUGGAAGCAGUGAUGAAGAAAGUGAAGAAAACAAAGGACAAUCAUAGUGUUCAUGGCUGCAUGUGUGUUUUAGCUUGUUCUUGUGGUUUUUAUUUGUAAUGUUGGGGUGAACCAAGUGUGAUAACCUGUCUAUAUGUGGCUCAUCAGAUCUUCAAAAUUGACGUUCGUUGCUCAUCAUCAGAUCUUCAAAAUAAAUGUUCAUUGACGUUUGGGGAAAAAAAUAGAACAGAAAGACCCACAAAGAUUUUGCGCAACUUUUUCCAGCAUUUGACAUCAGCUCAUGAAACUAGAAAAACCCGUGUGUGUAAGAAAGUUUGCGGCCUGGAUUUUUUUAAAAACAAAAUUAAGUUGUUUUCAUGCAUAUCUGGUAUAAAAUAUUAUUUACGUCUGUUUUCAGACUAAUCAUUUUGUUUAUACCUGGUAAAACAUAGGCUUCACUGAAAUGCUUCUGCACUGAAAAACAAAUGCCCUCUGUGUCUUUAUAAUAUGCCAUACUAUCCCAUAGAAAAGAGUUCAAUUUUUGUAGCAAAGUUGCAUAAAAAGUAAAAUAAAUGCUCUUUGUUUGUUGUACAUAUUUUCUGAUGUGCAGGUAUAUUUCAAAUUAUUUGUUUUGCUAAAGGACAACUUUUUAUUCCAAGACCCAAAUAGAUUUCUUACAGGAUUCAUUACUAGAGGGAGCUUUUAACAUGCAUCUCUAUCUCUUUAUUAAAGUCAAAUAGGUUAGCAGAG